This is a messenger RNA of Microthlaspi erraticum, 1632 nucleotides long. NCBI's taxonomy places the organism in Eukaryota, Viridiplantae, Streptophyta, Magnoliopsida, Brassicales, Brassicaceae. The record is from the annotation of a GenBank genome assembly.
AUGGGCAACAUUUUCUCUGCUCAAAGUUCAUCACCAUCUCUACCGAUUGACUCUACCUUCGAUCUUCCUUCUCCAUUACCAUCUUGGCCUUCAGGAGGAGGAUUUGCGAAAGGAAGAAUAGAUUUGGGAGGUCUUGAAGUUUCCCAAGUAACAACAUUUAAAAAAGUGUGGACUGUAUACGAAGGAGGACAAGAUAAUCUUGGAGCUACUUUCUUUGAGCCGUCUUCAGUACCAGAAGGCUUUUCGGUUCUAGGAUUCUACGCUCAACCCAAUAACCGCAAGCUUUUUGGAUGGACACUUGUCGGGAAAGACCUCUCCGGCGACUCUUUAAAACCACCGGUGGAUUAUCUUCUUCUUUGGAGCGGCAAAUCCACAAAGGUAGCAAACAAUGGAGGCGAAACUGGAUACUUUUGGCAGCCUGUACCUCCUGAAGGUUACAAUGCAACGGGUCUUAUCGUGACAACCUCGGCCGAGAAACCUCCUCUAGACAAGAUCCGUUGUGUCCGUUCCGAUCUGACCGAUCAAUCCGAGUCUGAUGCUCAGAUAUGGGAAACUAAUGGGUUUAGCGUUUCGAGUUCUAAACCCCUUAACAGAGGAACACAAGCUUCUGGAGUCAGCGUUGGGACGUUCUUAGCAAACUCUUCAAAUCCAACCCUAGCUUGUUUGAAAAACAACAAAUUCGACUCUUCUUGUAUGCCAAGCAAGCUCCAGAUCGAUGCUUUGUUUCAAGCUUACGCUCCUUGGAUCUAUUUCCACAAAGAUGAGAAGUAUCUACCGUCUUCUGUAGAUUGGUUCUUCAGCAACGGUGCCUUGCUUUACAAGAAAGGCGAAGAAUCAAACCCGGUUCCAAUCGAACCAAACGGUGCAAACCUUCCCCAAGGAGAAUCCAACGACGGUCUUUACUGGUUAGACCUACCGGUUGCUUCUGACGCAAGAGAACGAGUCAAAGGCGGAAAUUUACAGAGCAUGGAAGUGUAUUUGCACGUUAAACCCGUUUUCGGCGGAACCUUCACAGACAUAGCCGUGUGGAUGUUUUAUCCCUUCAAUGGCCCGUCACGAGCCAAGCUCAAGCUCGGCACAAUCCCGUUGGGGAAAAUCGGCGAACACAUUGGAGAUUGGGAACAUUUCACUCUCCGUAUAAGUAACUUCAGCGGCAAGCUACAUAGGAUGUACCUGUCGCAGCACAGCCGAGGAAGCUGGAUCGAUCUUUCGGAGAUCGAGUUUCAAGGCGGUGGUAACAAACCUGUGGCUUACUCUUCUUUGAACGGACACGCAAUGUACUCGAAACCGGGACUUGUGUUGCAAGGCAAAGGCAAUGUAGGGAUUAGGAACGAUACCGGAAAGAGUGAAAAAGUGAUUGAUACGGCGGUUAGGUUUAAAGUUGUUUCGGCUGAGUAUUUGGGAGGAGGAGAAGUUGAGGAGCCGGCUUGGUUGAAUUAUCUGAGACAUUGGGGACCAAAGAUUGAUUAUGGUCAUGAAAAUGAGAUAAGAGGUGUGGAGAAGAUGAUGGUUGGAGAGAGACUUAAGACUGUGUUUAGGAGUGCGAUUAAAGGAUUGCCUAAUGAGGUAUUUGGAGAGGAAGGACCAACUGGUCCGAAGCUGAAGCGGAAUUGGUUAGGUGAUGAAGAUUGA